AUGAGAAUUAAGCAUCUUCUACCAAUAACUUAUUCAUGCUCCUUAACAAAAAGAUUUGAUUCAUUAGAUAAAGAAAAAAUCAAUGCUAUCUGUGAUAAAAAGACUGUUGAAUCUGGUGAUAGUUGUUGGUCAUUGGCAAGAAAGUGUGGAGUUCAACUGAAUACUUUCUACUCUUAUAAUCCUUCGUUACCAGAUGGCUGCCAGUUUCUACAGGUAGGUCAGCAAGUAUGUUGUGGAGAAGGAGGAUUGUCGCCAACUGUAUCAACGGAUGGUUCGUGUUCUGUGUAUAAAGUGGUUCCCGGUGACUUUUGUUACGCAAUUGCCAUGGCUAAUGGUUUAAAAGUUGAUGACAUAGAGUCUUUCAAUAAAAAUACUUGGGGAUGGAAAGGAUGUUCAAAAAUAGAGCCAGACGCACUCAUUUGUCUAUCAUCAGGAACACCUCCAAUACCUACAGUCAAUCCAAAAGCCGAAUGUGGUCCAGUGGCUCCUAUUAUUCCUACUCGUCCUUUCAAUUCUACUUGUCGAGUUGGUGCAUGUUGUAGUCAAUGGGGUUACUGCGGACUUACUGCCGAAUUUUGUACGGUUACCAAUUCCGAUACCAAUGCUCCUGGAACAACCGGAUGUAUUAGUAAUUGUGGCAUGGAGUUUAUAAAAUCUGAACCACCAACCAAUUUUAUUUCCAUCGGGUAUUACGAAGCCUGGAAUAGUGGUCGUCCUUGUCUGAAUGCCCAAAUCGAUAGAAUCGAUAUCUCUAACUAUACUCAUAUCCAUUUCGCCUUUGCAACGAUUACCAGUGACUUUGGAGUGAGUGUAAGUGCAUAUCCAGAUUCAUUCACAAGAUUUAAACACCUUCCUCGUGUCAAGAAGAUUCUCUCAUUUGGAGGUUGGAGUUUCAGUACUGAUGUAGAUACCAGACCAAUCUUUAGAAACACUUUGUCUUUUAUUAAUAGAGCCACUUUUAUUGGAAAUUUGAUUAGUUUCAUUGAGGAAAAUCGGUUGGAUGGUGUUGAUUUUGACUGGGAGUAUAUAUAUCUCAUAACAAAUAAAAGAUAUCCAGGUGCAGAGGACUUAGGAGGAGAUCCUACGGAUGGUCUCACCUACCUUCAAUUCAUUCGGGAUCUAAGAGAAUCUUUACCUAGAUCGAAAUCACUAUCCAUCGCGGCACCGGCAUCAUAUUGGUAUCUUCGUGGGUUCUUGAUCAAAGAGAUGGAGCAAUAUUUGGAUUAUAUUGUUUACAUGACCUAUGAUAUACAUGGCCAGUGGGACUAUAAUAUCAAUUCGACCGGUCCUUAUUUGAGAUCUCAUAUCGAUCUUCCAGAGGUAUUGAAUGCAUUGAUACUUCUCACUAAAGCCGGUGUGCCUUCAAACAAGAUAAUUAUGGGUCUUGGAUCAUAUGGUCGUUCUUUCCAACAAGUGGAUCCCUCAUGUUCAGGUCCAACAUGUCAGUUUACUGGACCUGAAAGUGGUGCAACUGGUGGAAAAUGCACACAACAACCUGGUUAUUUGGCGCUGGCAGAGAUUAAUGAUAUCGUAGUGAGGAAUACCAAUGUUAGAGAUCACUUCUACGAUGAACAGUCAGAUAGUCAGAUUUUGUUGUUCAACACUCACGAUUGGGUUGCCUAUGCCACUCCAUCCAUUACUGCCAACCGUAUUAACAUUGCAAAGUCUAUGAAUUUAGGUGGCACAGUUGAAUGGGCAAUUGAUUUAAAUAGAGAAUACAGUGGAAAUGUAUUGGCAACAGCAUGUGACUUUUCAACUGUUACUGGUGAUCUUAAUUCUGUCUUUAAACAACAGGUCAGUUGUCAAAUGCAAAGUUCAAUCUAUUCACUUCGAUUAAUGCUACACAAUGCCAUUGAAACCUACGAACAAGCAAUGGAGCAUUACAAUGAAAUCUUUGAAUUGUACGAAAGAUCUGAUCCUGGUGCAAUGAAUCCAAGUCAAGCAAUUGAAGAGUUCCUAUACAAAGCCAGACUUUUAGAAAAGAAUCUUGAAGAAUCAAUAUUGGAUGAAAAUCCGAACCAAGUUAUAAAUGGAUCAAUGGUUCUAGUAACUUCUUUGACCCAUUCCGCACAAAUAAUGUCAAACCUCGCAAAACAAAUUUCAAGUGGCCAAAGUAUCAGUGAGCCCGAUAUUGUUUUGGAUUUCAUAAAUGCCAAUCUAUUUAUCAUACCAGCAUUUCCAGGAAUACCAGCAAUGAUAUAUUUGGUUAAGAAUUGGCCUUCAAGUAAACAACCCUUUAAUACUGAUUCCAUCAAGUUCUUUAAUUGGUUAAAUAAUAAUAUCGAUACAAGAGCGCCCUUGUUGAUAUUACCACCUACUGGUGACCCACGUAUGAUUGCACCAAUUGCAGCAAUUACUGAUUUUUCAAAUGGCGGUUUGUUUGAGAGAGAAGCUCCUGAGCCUGUCGAUGAUCCAGAUAAUCCAGACAAUCAAUGUAGGGAUCAAAUAGUAAGUGCCAGAGGAUUCGAGGUUGUUUCCAAAGUAUCAUGUGAUCUACUAGGCCCAUGCUUAGCUAGGAAUAUAUUUAAACCAUUGAUCGUUCGUGGUAUUGAUUGCACCUUGGCAAUAGAAAUGUGCAAUAAAAGACAACAUAGUGAUGGAGAUCAUAAUGACAAUCCUUCCGAUACCAAACGACCCACCAGAGAAGAGGACAACCCAAUGACCGGUAAUUCUAAUCCAACUCAACCAACCACACAUUUACCAUUCCCAGGUUUUGAUGCAUCUUUUUUGAUGAGACCGAGUAACCCUCUGAUUCCCACCUACUAUGUAAAUAUAAAUGGACAAUCACCAGGAGUUGCAUGUAACACUGCAAUGUACAUGACAGCACACCGUGUAAAUGUAUUCCACUAUGCUGGAGAAGGCAAUCAAAAUCCAAAACCGCGUAGAUGCUCUCCAGGUGGCGCCACCUAUCCUUAUGAACUUUGUUCGAGGGUGGAAAAUAACAUCCGAUGGGAACGUGAUGAGUUUCCCUUGAACUCAAUGAUUGAAGGAUAUGACAACGUUACCGGUACAGUAAAUGUACAGGUUAAAUGUGUAGCAAAGCCUGAUAACUCUCGAGAGGGUGCAAGUGUCUCAAAAUUCUAUAAUGGUGGAAAACCUAGUCUUACAAGAGAUUCACUGAUUGGUCAGAACGAUUGGCGUCCAUUGGAUCCAGUAAACAGUCCUUAUAAUGAGAACCGUACUGAUAAUCUUAGAACUCCUUUAAAUCCAAUAUCUGGAAAUGGAAGAAAGCUAGUUAGAGGUGAUCCUUUCAAUGUUGUGAUAUAUCAGCUCCCUCCGGUUUGUGAUAGCAGUGUCAUAGUGGAUGCAGUUAGAAUUGCAUAA
This is a messenger RNA of Heterostelium album PN500, 3324 nucleotides long. RefSeq lists its product as uncharacterized. Gene Ontology annotation, biological process: carbohydrate metabolic process. Gene Ontology annotation, molecular function: hydrolase activity, hydrolyzing O-glycosyl compounds; chitin binding. Lineage: Eukaryota; Evosea; Eumycetozoa; Acytosteliales; Acytosteliaceae. The transcript has 4 exons. The coding region runs from base 1 to 3324 and encodes 1107 amino acids. The record is from RefSeq and is a predicted model, not a curated record.